Messenger RNA from Racocetra fulgida, 164 nucleotides. The record is from the annotation of a GenBank genome assembly. Lineage: Eukaryota; Fungi; Glomeromycota; Glomeromycetes; Diversisporales; Gigasporaceae.
CUUCAAAAUUCGAAGCAUUGUAUACUGAAUCUUUAACUGAGAUUAAAUCAUUGAAAGAAAGAGCCGCGUUUUUAGAAAAACUCCUUGCAAGUAGUAAUAUGAAUGGUGCGGUUGAUGGUUAUAUGGUCGAAGAUAAUCAUCCCAAUGAAAAUCGAUUACCUUAG